This is a messenger RNA of Funneliformis caledonium, 686 nucleotides long. The record is from the annotation of a GenBank genome assembly. NCBI's taxonomy places the organism in Eukaryota, Fungi, Glomeromycota, Glomeromycetes, Glomerales, Glomeraceae.
AUGGCUACAUAUGAAAAAAGAAAAAUCAAUGGUCAAAAUAAGAACUUUCGUUUACCCUCUCCUUCGGCCACUGAGCUGGAAGAAGACGAUCCUGCUGUUAAACUUCAACCCUCAGACAUUAAAGAUUAUUUUUUUCCUUCCCAUAGACUUAAAUCAGGACUUGAAGAAAUGGCGAAGGAUUACAUCCUCGAGAACACGAAUUUUGAAAUUGUUGGAGGAUACUAUUCUCCUGUUUCAGACCAUUACAAAAAGGAAGGACUAGCGCCGUCUCAUCAUAGAGUUCGUAUGUGUGAGCUUGCGGUAGAACGAACUUCCACCUGGUUAAUGGUUGACGCAUGGGAAUCACUUCAGUACGAUUACACUAGAACAGCAAUGGUCCUUGAUCACUUUAAUGAAGAAAUAAACAUCAAACGUGGUGGCAUUAAGACAGCUAAUGGUGAUUAUCGUAAUGUGAAAGUUCUGCUGCUUGCUGGUGGUGACUUGAUCGAAUCUUUCAAAAUACCUGAUCUCUGGCAGGAUGAUGAUCUUCAUCAUAUUCUCGGUUCUUAUGGAUGUUUGAUUGUUGAAAGAACUGGAGUCGACGUUUGGGGCUUUUUAUUAGGUCACGACAUACUUUACCAACAUAGGAAAAAUGUAUUUGUAAUCAAACAAUUGAUCUACAACGAUAUCAGCUCAACGAAAGUUCG